AUGGAAGAGUGUUCUUCAAGCACGAAAAGAGCACGGCCUAAGGAUGAGUUUAUUCGCUUGGUGUUUUCGUGGUCUCUUGAAGACAUUUUUAAUGAGGAUCUGUACAGAAACCAGGUGGAGAACAUUCCAGAGUUGCAUCAAUCUGUUGAUCAAUAUCUUGGUUCAUAUGUCUUCCCCUUACUGGAAGAAACUCGUGCAGAACUUGCGUCUGCCAUGGACGGUGUCUAUAAUGCUCCUUUUGCUGAGGUGAUAGCUCUUGACCCGGCAACAGCUAACCACACACACACUUUGCUGUAUAAUGUAAAAGUUAACAGAUGGAAAAACAGAUUAGGCCAUGGUGAUAUGGAGCCAUAUAGAACCUUGCCUGGAGAUGUUGUUUUGCUUUCAAAUAGGAAACCUGAAUCGGUUGCUGACUUGCAACAAGUUGGAUGGACAUGGACUUUUGCAUCAGUGACUAAUAAUGUGGACGUUGAGAAUGAUGAUAAUUAUACGUCCACUGAUUUCAAAGUAAAAGCUGAGAAUCGCAUUGAAGUUGAAGAUGGACAGCACAAGUCACUUUAUGUGGUUUUUUUGGCAAACAUAACAGCAAAUCGAAGAAUUUGGAAUGCAUUGUGCAUGCGUAAAAACCUAGAUAUCAUUGAAACAGUAUUGUCCAAGAAUGAUCGGGACGAAGAAGUUUGUGAACUUUGUUCUCUCGAAGGUGAUACACAGUCAGAUAUAAAAAUCGAACCAAAUGCAUUGUUGAAGCUAAAUAAAUCACAAAAUGAGGCAAUAGUGGCUUCUAUUCUGAGAAUGCAAUGUGAGCACAAGCCUUCGGUCAAACUCAUAUGGGGUCCUCCUGGGACUGGGAAGACCAGGACUUUAAGUUCUAUGCUAUUUACUCUCUUGAAAAUGAAUGUAAGAACCCUUGUUUGUGCUCCAACAAAUGUAGCAAUCACAGAUCUGGCUUCUCGAGUGAUCAAACUAAUGAGGGAAUCUUUUGAAGUUGAACCUGAGAAGCUCUUUAGAACUUGUCAUCUGGGUGGCGUCCUUAUCUUUGGGAAUAAGCAUCGUCUGAAAUGUGGUUCAGACAUUGAGGAAAUUUUUCUUGAUUAUCGUGUUGAUAGGCUUGUAGAGUGCUUUGCAUCUCUAACUGGUUGGAAGCACUGUAUAUCUUCCAUGAUUGAUUUUCUGGAGGAUUGUGUUUCUGAAUAUGUGGAAAAUGAGUCGAUAAAAGCUAAACAAAGUCAAGAGGAUGAAGUUCAAAAAUCAAAGGCAAGAAAAGAGAAUGAAGUUAAAAAAUCAGAACCAGUAUCUUUGCUGGAGUUUACUAGAGACAGGUUGCGUCAUACAGCAGUGCCUCUCAGAACAUGUUUGUCGAAAUUAUUUACUCAUUUAUCUAGAAGUUGCUUGGGUGAUCAAAUUUUUCAAUACAUGGUACAACUCGUUUCUUUGCUCGACUCUUUGGAAAUAUUGUUGUUUCAAGACAAAUUGACAUCUGAAGAAUUGGACAAUAUCUUUUCACAUCAGGGAACAGUUGAUUCUUCCCAAUCAUCUGUUGAUGCAUCACCCUUACUCUAUACGAAGACCCAGUGCCUCUCUAUUCUAAAAUCUCUCAAGCGUUCUUUAGAAAAACGUGAUCUCCCAAGUGCGAUUAAUAAAGUCUCUAUAAUGGAAUUCUGUUUCAAAGACGCUUCCUUGAUAUUUUGCACAUCUUCUACUUCAUAUAAGCUACACUCGGUGGAUAUUGAACCAGUCAAAUUGUUGGUAAUCGAUGAAGCUUCUCAUUUAAAUGAGUGUGAAUCAAUUAUCCCUCUUCAGCUCCCAGGCUUGAGGCAUGCUGUUCUAGUUGGAGAUGAAUGUCAGUUACCAGCGACUGUUAUCAGCAAGUUGUCCGAAGAGGUUGGCUUCGGAAGAAGCUUAUUUGGAAGACUGAGUUCAUUGGGUCAUUCUAAGCAUCUGCUUGAUAUGCAAUAUAGAAUGCAUCCAGAAAUUAGCCACUUCACAAAUUCAAAUUUCUAUCUGCAGAAGAUCAUAAAUGCACCCAAUGUGAAAGAUAAAAGCUAUGAACGAAGGUAUCUUCCUGGGAGAAUGUUUGGUCCUUAUUCGUUCAUAAACGUUCUAGAAGGAAAAGAAGAAAUGGAUGAUUUUAGUCAUAGCCGAAGAAAUAUGGUUGAGGUUGCUGUAACUGUAAAGAUAGUGAAAAAACUCUACAAAGGUACGUGUAUGGGUGAAUAUAAGGACAAUGUCUUGCAUCAACUUUUCGUCACCGUCAGUCCAAAACUCUGUUAUGCCAUCAAACAGCACGUGUCUCGGCUGAAAAGCUUUGCUGGUGGUGGACAAUUCUAUAGUGAUGACAGUUCUAUUGAUGUGGAUGAUAUCGAUCAAAUGGCACAAUUUCAGGACAUUCCUGAUUCAUUUGUUGGAAUUAAAUCAGAAAAGUAUCCUCUUGUUAUUACACUUCAAAAGUUCUUAUUGAUGCUCGAUGGUUCCCUGGGUAAUUCAUUCUUUGAGAGGUUUCCAGAUAUGAAGGAUUUUUCUCAAGAUAAAAGAAGUUUGAAAUCUGUGGUAUUGCAAUCUUUCAUGAGGAAAAAGGAGGUUAACUUUGACCAUUUCAAAUCCUUUUAUUGGCCACAUUUCAAUUCAAAGUUGACAAAGAAUCUCGAACCUUCGAGAGUAUAUACUGAGAUAAUGUCUCAUAUAAAAGGAGGCUUGCAAGUGGGGGAGGCAUGUGAUAUUAAGCUAAACAGGGAAGAGUAUGUUUCAUUGUCUGAUAAGAGGGUGUCUACUUUUUGUGCUCAGGAAAGGGAGGCCAUCUAUGAUAUUUUUAAGGACUAUGAGAAAAUGAAGAUGGAGCUUGGUGAAUUUGAUCUUGCUGAUUUGGUGAUCGACCUUCAUCAUCGGCUAAAUAAUGCGAAUUUACAGGGUGGAAAAAUGGACUUUGUAUAUGUUGAUGAAGUGCAAGACCUUACCAUGAGACAAAUUGCUUUAUUUAAAUAUGUUUGCAAAAAUGUUGAUGAAGGCUUUGUAUUUUCAGGCGAUACAGCACAGACUAUUGCAAGAGGAGUUGACUUUAGGUUUGAAGAUGUACGUUGUUUAUUCUACAAGGAGUUUCUAAUGAAAACAAAACAAAUUGAAUGUGGAGUUGUGAUUGAGCCAGGUAGUGAUGAGAAUGCAAUUAUCACUAUUUUUGGAUGUAGAGGAAAUGUUGGAAAAAUGGUAGGUUUUGGCGCUGAGCAGGUCAUAUUAGUGCGUGAUGACUCUGCGAGAAAGGAAAUAUCUAACUGGAUUGGACAUCGAGCUCUUAUUUUGACCAUAGUGGAGUGCAAGGGCCUUGAAUUUCAGGAUGUGUUACUAUUCAACUUCUUUGGCUCUUCACCCCUGAGGAGUCAAUGGAGAGUAAUCUACGAGUUCUUGAAAGAAAAAGACUUGUUUGAUUCCGGUUUUCCCAAGUCGUUUCCAAGUUUUAGCCAAUUAAGACACAAUAUCUUGUGUUCUGAACUAAAACAAUUAUAUGUGGCCAUUACUCAAACAAGGCAAAGAUUAUGGAUUUGUGAAAACGCUGAAGAGCUUUGCAAGCCAAUGCUUGAUUAUUGGAAGAGACUUGGCCUUGUGAAUGUGAGGAAAGUUGAUGAUUCACUAGCACAGGCAAUGCAAAGAGCAAGCAGCCCAGAGGAAUGGAAAUCACAGGGAAUUAAGCUCUUUUGGGAAAAAAAUUAUGAGAUGGCCAUCACGUGCUUCGAAAGAGCUGGAGAACCAACAUGGGAAAAACGAGCUAAAGCUGCUGGCCUUAGGGCAUCUGCUGAUCAUAUGCGUAGUUCAAAUCCCAAUGAGGCCCGUAUAAUGCUUAGAGAGGCUGCCGAAUUAUUUUAUUCAGUUGGCAAAACAGAUUCAGCAGCUGAAUGUUUUUUUGACUUGGAGGAAUAUGAAAGAGCAGGAAGGCUUUAUUUGGAAAAGAGUGGUGAAUCAGAGCUAAGAAAAGCUGGUGAAUGUUUUACUCUAGCUGGACGCUAUGAGCUCGCAGCAAAAGUUUAUGGGAAGGGAAACUUCUUUGUAGAAUGCUUGUUUAAAGAUUUGGACAAAAUUGUGCAGGAGUUUUUGGAGAGUCGUGCUCUGGAAUGUCACAAGUUUGAUGAUAAAGUAUUGUUGGUGAAAUUCGUUCGAGCUUUCCACACAAUGGAAUCCAGACGAAACUUCUUGAAGUCUCUUGACUGCCUUGAAGAGCUUUUGUUUUUGGAGGUAGAUACGGGAAACUUCAUGGAAGCUGCAGAAAUUGCCAAAGUGAUUGGAAAUCUUCUACUUGAGUCGCAGAAUUUACUCGAGGAAGUUAUCUUUCGACAUAUAAGCACAAAAGAUGGACUGACCUAUGGACAAAUUGGGAGGGCUGUGAUGAUAUUGCUUGGGUCAGGCAGGCACAAAAUUGACCUUUAUGAGAUCAUUGUUGAAAGGAUCCCCAAAAACUCGUCUUGGAAAGAAUUCAUUGAGAUUCUCAGGGGGAACACGGAGGCUGAGUCAGAUUCGCUGAUUCAAAAGUUCUAUCAUGCUUUGCAAGAAACUUAUACAGCCAACUGGAGGGUAAAGGACUAUAUAUCACCUAAUUGUUACCUGUAUCUUAUGGAACGCCUUGUUAUUUUGGCAUCUCACUACUGCAGUUCCUUCUUCACUACAAAAUCAUCAUUUGUGGAAUGGUUAGUAUAUCAUCAAUCUCGUGGCAUCCCAAGUUCUAGUUUAGUCACUGACAAGCAACCCUAUUCAAGAAAUGUCUUUGAUUUUGUUAUUAGUGUGGUCCGGCAGUUCCUUUGUAAUGGUAGUGAUACUACACAAUGGAUUAGAGAUUCUAGUAUUAAAUCCUACUAUCCGGUGCUGGUGUUGAGGUUGUUUGUUUUACUGUGCUUGCUCUGUCUCAACUCCAGAAUGUAUUCCAAUGUACUUUUUGAGCUUCUGAGUCUAUCUCACAUCAGAUCCCAGCUUCCAAGAGAAUUCCGUGAAGCUCUUCGAAAGGAAAGGAAUGAUGAUGAUGUGAAUUUAUAUGCAGUUGCUAGAGCAUUCAAAUCAAUUGGGGAUCCUGUUGUCAUUGUCACCUGGGGAGAAAAUGAACGGAAAUUUUUCUGUACUGAUGCCAUUAUUCUUGACAUGAGUUUUUCCCGGAGCAAAAAAGACAUCAUUGAAGUUUUGUUUCCAAGCAGCACAAAAACUUCUCAUGGACAAAUCACUUCGGUUGAAGAAAAUAUGAUUAAAUCGAGCAGUGAACUUCCUGCUAGCAGUGGCAAUCAUGGCAAGACUUCUAUGUCGCCAAAUUUGAAUAUGGAAUCAAAAACAGAUCGGAACUUGAGUACAGGGAAUGGAAAAGAUGGACUGCAGAUGAAUUGGGGAGUUCUUCGGGAAAUAUCUGAUAUAUUGAGGUCUAUGGAAAAUAGAAAAGAUGGAAAUCUGAAGAUCCUUGCAAUGGAGAAGAAGGUACAAGUGGAGAAGAUUAUUAACAUCUUAGCCACUGAAAUGAUCCAUAUCUCGGAUGAGAAAUCUCCUGCUGGUGAAGAUAAUAACACGCUGGGUGAAGCCAUCAACGCAAUUGAGGAACUGAAGCAGAUUUCUUCUUUGAUUACAAGUGACUUGGAAGAGAAAGAGACUUCGACGAUUGAAGGACUUUUGAAAAGCUUGGAGUCAAGAAUGCCUAAACUCGAUAUAUAUCUUAGUCGGUUCAUUGUGCAGAAUGAUACAAUAGAAAAAAAUCAAAGUGUUGUAUCUUGUGAUGGGGAAAUUUCUAACAGUAAUAGUACCGAAUACAGCACGAAAAAUUUACCCAUCACUGUUGCUCCCGAAACACAAGGUAAGCCGGACCAGGUCAGUGAAGGCAAGCAAGGAAAAGGAAAGGGCAAGAAUAGAAAGGGAAAGAAAUCGAAAGGUCGGAAAAAAUAA
This is a messenger RNA of Fraxinus pennsylvanica, 5895 nucleotides long. Lineage: Eukaryota; Viridiplantae; Streptophyta; Magnoliopsida; Lamiales; Oleaceae. The record is from the annotation of a GenBank genome assembly.